ACGAGUCACGUAUCAGACGUAAACAUAUAGUUUUAUUUAUUUAUUGACUGAAGAGUAAACAUAUAGUUCCUUCUUGCCAUUCCUGUUUCUCUUUCUCAGCGCUUAUGUGGUACCUUACAGUAACUAAUCUCUAUUGAUAUAUAAACAUUGCAUUGAGGUUGUCUACUUUUGAUUGAAAAGAAUAGUCCACGGCGGCUAUGGUCAACAUUGAGCCUCCAACGCGUCUUCAGGGGAAAUAUGCUGCAAUAGUGGUUUGCUGGCUUCUUGGCAAUGGAUGUCUUUUUUCUUGGAGCAGUAUGUUGACAGUAGAAGAUUUCUACGGUUACUUGUUUCCGAAAUACCAUCCUUCCAGAGUGCUUACACUUGUAUAUCAGCCAUUUGCAUUUGGAACACUUGCUAUACUUUCUUAUAAUGAGGCAAAAGUCAAUACUAGAUUAAGGAACCUAUUUGGUUAUACACUUUUUUUCAUAAGCACUCUGUUGGUGUUAAUAUUAAAUUCAGCAACAUCUGGUAAAGGAGGACUUGGAACAUUCAUUGGUAUAUGUGCAAUGAGUGGUUGCUUUGGAGUUGCAGAUGCUCAUGUUCAAGGUGGAAUGGUGGGAGACCUGUCCUACAUGCAACCAGAAUUCAUUCAGUCCUUCCUUGCUGGUUUGGCAGCAUCUGGGGCAUUAACCUCUACUUUAAGGUUAGUUACAAAAGCAGCAUUUGAGAAUUCUAAGGAUGGUCUUCGGAAAGGAGCUAUUCUAUUCUUUGCCAUAUCAACAUUCUUUGAGCUUCUAUGUGUUCUUCUUUAUGCAUUUGUUUUUCCCAAAAUACCAAUUGUGAAGUACUACCGUUCAAAAGCAGCAUCAGAAGGAUCAAAAACUGUUUCAGCUGACCUUGCAGCUGGUGGCAUACAGACAAUACUCAAACAAGAUGAAGAUUAUGGAAAAGAACAAGAGAGAAAAGGAAACAAGCAAUUGUUAUUUGAAAACAUUGAUUAUUUACUUGACAUGUUCCUAAUAUAUGUAUUGACACUAUCAAUUUUCCCCGGAUUCCUGAUUGAAGAUACUGGAGCACAUAAAUUAGGAACUUGGUAUGCACUUGUGUUGAUUGCAAUGUAUAAUGUUGGAGAUCUAAUAGGAAGAUACAUCCCACUGAUUGAAUUAUUGAAAUUGGAGUCACGAAAGUUAACAACGGUAGCAAUUCUAUGUCGUUUCUUACUUGUUCCAGCAUUUUAUUUCACUGCAAAGUAUGGUGACCAGGGCUGGAUGAUAAUGUUGACAUCAUUCUUGGGCCUAUCCAAUGGCUAUCUCACUGUUUGUGUUAUGACAUCUGCACCCAAAGGUUAUAAGGGUCCUGAACAAAAUGCCUUGGGAAACUUGUUGGUGUUGUUUCUACUUGGAGGUAUUUUUGCAGGGGUGACACUAGACUGGUUGUGGUUGAUAGGUAAAGGUUGGUGAAAUCUUAAGUUGGUGUUAUCUCUCGAGAUAUGGUUCAAUGACACAAAAAAUACACCAGGGGUGUAUUUGUAAUUGUUUCCAUAAAUAAUAAAGGUAGUGACUAUGUAGUAUGUAUUUCAAAUUUAUUUUCAAUAUUGUUUCUUUUUUAAGAUGAUGAAAAAUGACUAAGAAAUCAUCUUAAAUUUUUAUUUUGAACAUGAGUGAAGACGACGAAGAAGAGAAAAAUGUAAGUGUUUUUUCUUUUUA
Molecule: messenger RNA, 1688 nt
Organism: Cicer arietinum (chickpea)
Lineage: Eukaryota; Viridiplantae; Streptophyta; Magnoliopsida; Fabales; Fabaceae
Source: RefSeq, a predicted model, not a curated record